CCUGCGGCGACCCAAGUCUCGGCUCUCGCGAGGUUUCGUGUUCUGGAACUCGCGGGGUGACGCUCUUCGUAAACUGCGUGGCGAUGUGUGGGGACUGUGUGGAGAAGGAGUACCCCAAUCGGGGGAGCACAUGUCUGGAGAAUGGGUCUUUCUUGCUGAACUUUGCAGGCUGUGCUGUGUGCAGUAAGCGGGAUUUUAUGCUGAUCACAAACAGAUCCCUGAAAGAGGAAGAUGGAGAAGAAAUAGUUACCUAUGACCAUCUGUGUAAGAAUUGUCAUCAUGUAGUAGCCAGGCAUGAGUAUACAUUCAGUAUCAUGGAUGAAUUUCAGGAGUAUACCAUGCUGUGUCUGUUAUGUGGCAAAGCUGAAGAUACUAUCAGUAUUCUUCCUGAUGACCCCCGACAAAUGAGUCUGUUGUUCUAAGCCUCCUGCAGUGCUGUUGUAACUAUGUUGGGUUGGUUUAAAAUAUAGCAGCCUAAUGGUUUGUCUAAUAAUGAAAGUUCUUUGUAUGUUUUCUUUUCUGCUUAAACUUUCCUAUUUGGAGGAAAAAGCAAUUUGGAGUAUUGUUUUCUGGAAUUGAGCUUCUUUGCUAAAGUCCCCUGUCCACAUUAGUGCUGCCAGAGUGAAUGUGUUUGCUAGUGGUUAUUCAGCUAGAAGCAGAGCACCUCUGCACUCAGAUCUGACAGAUUUCCUGUCAAAGAAACCCAGGGCCCUUUGCAAAAGUAAAUGAUGGAAUGGGGCAGAAAUUCUACAUGGUGAACUUAGAGCAUUUUGUGACACCUACACACACAAAACCAAACAAAUAACAAAAAAAUCCCACAUCCAUUAAGGCAGUGCAGUGGUUCUCAACCUUUCUAAUGCUGUGAUCCUUUAACACAGUUCCUCAUGUUGUGGUGACCCCAAGCCAUAAAAUUAUUUUCAUCGCUACUUCAUAACUGUAAUUUUGCUAUUGUGAAUUGUAAUGUGAGUAUCUAUAUACAGGAUAUCUGCUGUGUGACCCAUGUGAAAGGGUAGUUUGAUCCAAAGGAUUCUGGACCCACACCUUGAGAACCGCUGGAUUAAGGGAAUGGUCAGUGAACACAGCUUUAAUAAUUUGAAAAUAAGCAAAUUGAUAUUUUGAAUUAUAGCCCAGAGUAUGCACUAAAUACCCAUAGGUGCAUGCUGAUAGCAGUAAUUGGGUGGAUGGAUAGAUGGACAAAUAAACAGGGGAGGAAGAGAAGGAAGGAGGUGCAGGGGAAGGGGUAUUUCCCAUGACCUACUUUGUCAGUGUGGGCUGUGCACAUAGUGACUCCUUCUGAAGAGCAGCAUGGAAAGAGAGGAAAGAGAAACCUAGCAAACACUGGCACAGCCAGGUGGUCAGGGUUAAUAUUGUCAUCCAUAAGCCGUCUUGAUUUGGGUACCCUUCAUAUGAUGAAGUGUGAAGGUCUCUAUGGUUUUCUUCCUAUCUGAUCACGAGAACAUGCAAAUUCAGAUUCCCUGACCAGUGUCUCUCAAAACUGACCAAGGUCUUCAAAAACGAGGAUGUGAGAACUGUUAGGAGGCUAAGGAGGCGUGGUGGCUAAUGCACUGCGGCCUAAACGGAAGCCUAUCCACAAGAAGCACAGGCCAGAAAACAGAAAUCGGAGCCAAGAAUACACUGUAAGUGAAUCGGAUUGUCCCAUUUCCUCCAGAGGGAUCGUAGAAUGUGUUAUGUGCAUAACCGAAAGAACCCUGACCUAGCGGUCCCAGCACUGACACCCUGUCUGCACUGUCCUGGGGAAUCAGAUAGCCCGUAAACAGAGCAGUGCUCUGGGCUUCAGUAUCCUGUUUCUGUAAAACUGGGCUAACAGAAUGUGAUCUUGUACUCUUUUUGCAGGACUGAUAGGAGACCCAAAUGAAUUAAUGAAUGUAAAAUACUUUGGAAAACCUAUAAAGUUCUAGAUACAAUGAUGUACCUUCAGUUCUUAGUGUAACACCCAGGCUUAAAGGGAGCAGGCAUUAGAAACAGAACUGUUUCCUCAUUGUGGCUAAGGGUUCGCCACUAAGGCACACAAAAAGUGAGCAACUGUGCAGUGUUGAUUCCAGGGAGCCCUUCUUAUAUUGUAGCGGCAGUAACAAUAGCGGAGCGCGUGCUGCUCUGUACAGUAGCCACUGGAAGCACUUACUUACACUGCCAUGAACAUGGUGCCAUUGUCACUCCAGUUUUGGAGCUAGGAAGAGCCUACUUGAUGACAUGAGCAGCUCAGAGUCACUCAGUCGUCACAAGGACCCCUUCCCAGCAGUGGUGCUGGCUGAAUGUGAGGCAUAAAGCUCUGGUGAGGUUGGGAAGAGGUCAGUUCAAGGUGUCAUUGACAGCCCUCUGCAGAACCCAGGCAUGUCAGACAAAGACUUAUUAUUCAGAAGGUUAAGUCAGCUGCUCCAGGGAGGGCAGGUGGUUUCUUCCUGGAAAAUGCUUUCCAUUUCGCUACAAAUCUAUAUCUGACCUGCUGAGGAAACCGUUUGGUGAAAUGAAUCCAAAAAGCUGAGAACAGCUUCAUUUCUGUAAAUAGCAGCAGUGAGUGAUUACAGCCCCCAAGGUCCCUUUUGGAGUCUGCCGAAGCUCUGGCGAAGCUAUUGAGACUGAAGAGUGUGAUCCUGUAUACCCCGCUGACACCUCAUCUACCACAGAGUAUUAUCCAUCUAUUUUGGAUAUAGAUUACAGCAUUUCAAAACACAGGAUCCUGUAUUCCACUAUUAUUCAGCCAACCUAGUGCUGUACCUUGUGAUACUCUGGUCUUGGAGAAUUCUUCUGGGGCUCUAAUGGAAAAUAAAGACGUCUUAAAUCCA
Messenger RNA from Psammomys obesus (fat sand rat), 2804 nucleotides. It is a transcript of the gene Churc1, whose product is annotated as churchill domain containing 1. Gene Ontology annotation, biological process: positive regulation of DNA-templated transcription; fibroblast growth factor receptor signaling pathway; multicellular organism development. The transcript is spliced from 4 exons. Lineage: Eukaryota; Metazoa; Chordata; Mammalia; Rodentia; Muridae. The coding region runs from base 84 to 422 and encodes 112 amino acids. Gene Ontology annotation, molecular function: zinc ion binding. The record is from RefSeq and is a predicted model, not a curated record.